This is a messenger RNA of Solenopsis invicta (red fire ant), 2983 nucleotides long. RefSeq lists its product as uncharacterized. The transcript is spliced from 3 exons. Gene Ontology annotation, molecular function: DNA binding. The record is from RefSeq and is a predicted model, not a curated record. The coding region runs from base 36 to 884 and encodes 282 amino acids. NCBI's taxonomy places the organism in Eukaryota, Metazoa, Arthropoda, Insecta, Hymenoptera, Formicidae.
UAUCCACCAGCGAGGCCUGCAUACACUCCGCUGUUAUGGAUACCUUCACACAGGAUUACGAGAGCAAGAUGGAAACGUUCGAGACGUACGAUGAAUCUAUAGUCGCGGCGAAUCAUCAGUGCGACAUCGUUCAGUCUGUGAACAGUCAAGCACACACGCAGGAGAUGCGAGUGCAAGGUCGAGAGAGUCACGAACAGUUAAUGCUGCAACAGCAGCAGGAGCAGCAGCAGGUGGAGCAGACUCACCAGGUGACGCAUAUAGAGUCGAAUGCCGAACAGAAGAUGAUUCCGGUUAGAUUGCCUGCUUUAUUGGAUGGAGAAUACUUUGCUGUAACUAGGGUGGAAGACACCAAUGUCACAGUGCGUUGUCAGCAGUGUAAGAAACAGUUGAAUGGCAAUCUGAAAUCUACAGGAAAUUUUCUUAGUCAUGUAAAGCGAUUACAUCCCACCUUGAUGAGCAAAAUAAGGUGCAAGUCUAGUCAGAGGAAACCUGCGAUAUACUUCAACUCACUGUCAGGGUCUCCUGAUAAAUCCCUCGAAAUUGUGCGGGAAAAACGCGUAGUAUCAAAUAAUGCUAAGAAGCGCUGUAAAAUGGAGGAAUGUGCCGUCACAAACGAAGAGUCUUACGAACAGCCCGCGGAUUGGAAUGACACGCCGCUAAUUCGAGGAACCGAGGAGUCGGAAUCCUCCGAUCCAUCCCUGAGAAUAUCGCACAGCAAUUCGUUCAUGAUGGAAGAUGAGUUCGACGCAAUCGGCCGCAACGUUGCCGCCAAGCUCAGGAAUAUGAGACUGGACCAAAGAAUAAUAGCUGAGAAAUUAUUGAACGACAUUUUAUUUGAGGCUCAGCUUGGUAAUCUUCACAGAGAUUCAAGUAUCCACGUGUGAGAGGGAUGUACAAACGGCCUGUGAGACAAUGCUGUAUAUCUUUCAGUGAAUCGCGAAAGAACGAUCUUUCGUCCGAUUUGGCGAAAAGCGACGUGAUAUGAUUAAUAAAGUUAUCUAAUUCGUUAUAUAACAUCAGCGUUAUUACGCGCUAGUAUGCAUGAACGGGUAACGAUUUUCGUGAAUAAUACUAGCAUUCUAGCCUUAUUGAAAGACAAACGUUCAUAUUUUUGUGAUAUAUCUUGUUAUCUUCUACAUGAUCGUCUCGAGAUCAUUUUAUUUAGAUUUUUGGACAAAGAUGAGGAGAUAUCUAGUGAUCUCAAAGAGAUACAUAUAAGCGUAUAUUGAAACUUGUGGUUUCUUAUACAUAAAUGUACGAUAUUGUAAAUAUUUACGCAUAAUAUGGAAUCGUGGUUGGGAAAGUUGCUUUUUAAAAGUAAUUAUCGUCAUUAGUAAUGGUAACUAAUUCUAAAAAGUAGCUUAUUGGCAUUGUUACUUAAAAAAUAACGAUAUGUUACUUUUUCCAUUACUCUUUGUAGAAUGUUAGAACAAGAUCAUACAAGAUUACACAUUUUACUUUUUUAAUGUUUUUGCUCAUUUUUGCAAAUAAUUUUUUUUUCUUUUUUUUUUUUAAGGAAAACAAAGAAAUCUAAUCAAACUAAAAAAUAUAGUUAUUAAUCUUUAGACUGUACACUGAGUUCACAGCGUCCGCAACAGAGUAACAUCUAUCAUAAAAACAGGCAAAUCAGCUUGUCUGGCUCCUCUUAAAAAAAAGGAGGAAUUUGAUGUCCUGGAAUCAUGAUUAUCUUACUGAAUGUCAAGCAUGUAAAAGACGGACGUGUCAACAAUGUUAAUAUUUGUAUUUUCAGAUUUUUUUUAAAUAUUUUCAGAUAGGAAAAAGCUAGUCGUGAUAGUAUCGCGUAUUCGGAGAUACCGAAUCACGUUCAAAAUUUUCGAUCGAGAAUAUUAUAAAAAUAAAAAAUUACAGCAAAUAAAGGAAAUAAACUAUAAAACUAUGUAAAUAUAAAUAUCGACAUUAUUGAAUAGUUUCAUAUGUAUAUAACGAUUUUAUACGAAAAAAAGUAUAAAUAUUGACACAUUUUCAAUUCCACUUUUUGCAGAGAUUGUAUAGAUUAUACAUUCUUAAGAUAAAAUUUAUUUUUUAUUGCUUUACUGAACUGCACUAGAAUUUUCUCUUUCAUCCUUCUCUCUUUCACUAAUUUUCAUUUUUAAGUACAGAGUAAUAAAAGUUCAGCUAUAAAAAACAAAGCUAUAAUCUUAAGUAUAACAACAGACUGUGAAUAUUAGUCAAGACUGAAGAUUGAAUACACACGCACACAACGAAAAUUAUGUUACAAAAUAAGUUAAAAAUAUAAAAAAGUAACUGUUAAAUUUGUUACCGUUACCGAAAAAAUGUAAUUAUGUUAUCGUUACAGUUUCGAAAAGACGAAAGUAACGCCAUUCCAAAUUUGUUAUUCAAAAUAGUAACUGUAAUGGUAACAGUAUAUAUUUGACAAUGUAUUUUAUACAAGGUUGAGAAGUAACGCAUUAUGAGUGUAAUGCGUUACUUUUCAACCUUGUAUAAAAUACAUUGUCAAAUAGUGAAGACGAAAGUAACGCCAUUCCAAAUUUGUUAUUAAAAACAGUAACUGUAACGGUAACGACAUAUAUUUGACAAUGUAUUUUAUACAGGUUGAGAAGCAACGCAUUAUAAGUGAUUGUGUAAUGCGUUACUUUUCAAUCUUAUAUAAAAUAUAUUCUCAAAUAGUAAAAUGCUGCCUAAAGUAUUAGAUUGGUACAAGAAUUUUUUUUUUUUUUUUAGAUAUCUUUUAAAUAAAAUCAAAAAUUUUUUAGAAAAAGCAUCAAAGAAUUUUGACAUGAAAAAGUGUAUUAUAAUUAUUUUAAUUGAUAAAUUAAUUGUGCAAUGUUAUAUCCAAGAUUUAUUUGGCAUGGAAAGUUUUUUUGCACCAAUCUAACAAUUAUCAUAAAAAUCUAAAAAGUCUUUUUCUGUACCAAUCAUUCUAUAUAUUUUAUGAUUAGUGUAAGACAGUCAAAUGUAACAAUACAGCAAUAGCUUAUAAAUAUAAGUUUAAUAAACGAUA